GUGUCCCUUCUAUGCGUCAGAUCCCAGCCGACACUUUCCCCAAAAACCAUCUCUCUCGUUUUUUUGACUCUUUACUCCGCAACUCUCUUUAGCAUUUACUUUUCCUACUUACCAAACACAGGCAGGCACUGUUAUGGUAAUCUCUUCUAUAAGGUUGUGCUGUUUCUCUUGCUUUGUUGCGAUCUUCUCCUCCCACCCAUUUCUCUCUGCAAGUGGCUGUGUCGCUUUCUGGAAAUAGCAAGUUUGUACUCCAGAGUCGUAUAUCUCCGCUUUCUAGGCUUUGUUCUCGAUUCUGAUUACCCAUGCGCAGUGAAACCCGGUGCUUCACUGUCAAAGUCGUGCAUUUUUUCUUUCAAUGUUCUGUGCAGAUUCUUUCUAUAAAGUCCUUUCACUAUUCAAGCUGGAGUGGGUAGCAUAAUGGACCACAAGACAUGGCUUUGGAGGAAGAAAUCUUCAGAGAAGACCAUCAUCUCAGCUGACACAAUACACAACUCUUCAAAAGGAAAUGAAGAAGAGAUACAGACACUUCUGACCGAGAAAGCCGAAUUGGAGAAAGACCUGAAAAUCCUAGAUGAUAAACUUUCUUCAGCCCUCUCCGAGUGUGAAGCUAAAGAUGAACUUGAAAAGAAGCAUGCAAAGACGGCCCAGGAAGCAAUUUCAGACUGGGAGAAGGCAGAAGCAGAAGUAGCAUCCCUAAAACGAGAAUUAGAUGAAGCUUUGCAACAGAGAGUAGCUGGUGAAGAAAGGUCAGUGCAAUUGGACGUAGCACUCAGGGAAUGUAUGCAACAGCUACGUUUUGUUCGAGAAGAGCAGGAGAAAAGAAUUCAUGAUGCUGUUAUGAAGACGUCUAAAGAAUUUGAAAAAUCUCAGAUGGUUUUAGAGGAGAAGUUAGCAGAGACCAGUAAGAGGCUUGCCAAAAUAGGCAUUGAAAAUUCUCACCUUACCAAUGCUCUCUUAGCAAAGGAGAAGUCAAUUGAAGAUGUUAAUAAACAGUUGACUCAGAAGGAGGCAGAUUUUAGUGCACUAAUGACUAGAUUACAAUCCAUGGAGAAAGAUAAUGCUUCUCUGAAGUAUGAGGUUCGAGUCCUCGAGAAGGAGCUUGAGAUCCGAAAUGAGGAAAGAGAAUUUAAUCGCCGAACAGCUGAUGCAUCUCACAAGCAACACCUAGAGAGUGUGAAGAAAAUAGCAAAGUUGGAAUCAGAGUGUCAGAGGUUGCGUCUCCUAGUCAGGAAGCGACUGCCAGGACCUGCUGCUUUAGCAAAAAUGAAAAAUGAAGUUGAGAUGCUGGGAAGGGAUUCAGUUGAAAUGAGGAGAAGGAAGUUGAAUACAACUGCUUUCAUGGUUGACUCUGCAGUUGAUGACUCUCCUGAGAAUCCAACUAAAAGGAUUGGUAUUCUUGCUGACCAAUUAUGUGCUAUGGAAGAAGAGAAUAAGAAUCUCAAGGAAACCCUUCAUAAAAAAGCAAAUGAACUGCAAUUUUCAAGGGUAAUGUAUGCUCGUACAGCAUCUAAAUUAUCACAAGUGGAAUUGCAGCUUGAAGAAGAGUCCAAAGGUCAGAGCAUCGUAGAGCCAUCAAGGAUUACUCUUAUGUCACAUGAUCUCUCUCUCGCAUCAAUGUCUGACAUUGGCAGUGAUGAUAAGGUUAGCUGUGCUGAAUCGUGGGCUUCUGCUUUGAUUACAGAACUGGAACACUUUAGAAAUGGAAAACAAAAGGGUUCACCUUUAUCUAAAACUAUUGGAACUUCGGACAUCAACCUGAUGGAUGACUUCGUUGAGAUGGAAAGAUUAGCUUUAGUCUCUGUUGAUAAACCAUUUGGGAGUUCUCAGGUUUCUUCACAUGAAGUUAAUGCAAUUUCUCGCCCCUUGGAUGAGAGUUCCUCAGAGUUAGCUGGAAUGCAGAUAGUUCCAUUGUCUGACUCUGAAUCAGGCUUCAAUGUGUCAAACCAGGAAAUCAGGUCCAAAGAUACAUCUAUCAGUAAAGUUCCGGGUUGGCUUCAGGAUAUACUAAAAGUGUUAUUGGAGCAAAACUGCAUCACGCAGAGAAACCCAUAUGAAUUACUUGAGGAUAUCAGAGAAGCUUUGCCAUAUAUCUAUAGUCCAAAUUCCAUCAGUGUUGUUGAUGCAGGGGAAAGAUCAAACAAUCCUGAUGCAUUUAAUGCCCCAGUCCUAAGUGGCUACAUCUCAGAGAAAGCAUCAAAUAAAUCUUCAGUGAUGGUUUUAUCAGAUAUUGAUGUCUCGUUGACAGAAAAGAGCAACCCGCAGUUGCAAUUGGAUCUUAGAAAGUCAAUAGGAAAAAUAAUUGAGCUUAUUGAAGGGAUCAGUUUGUCAUCUCUGGAUUAUGAUAAUCCCGAUACCUUGGCCAGAAAGGAUGGGAAUACAUUCACAUACAAGAAUUCGGAAACAGCUUCCGGGUACAUGGUCCGGGUUUUCCAGUGGAAAAUUUCUGAACUCGGUGCUGUUUUACAACAAUUUGUUCGUACUUGUGAUGAUCUUUUGAGUGGAAAGGCUAAUAUAGACAAAUUUGCCCAGGAAUUAACUAUUUCUUUAGAGUGGAUUAUGAACCAUUGCUUUUCCCUACAAGAUGUUUCCAACAUGAGGGAGGCGAUUAUGAAGCAUUUUGAUUGUGAUGAAUCGCGAAGUGAAAGCGAGGCAGAAGUUGGAACAAUUGGUCAUUUUUCCGAAGCAGGACGUGUUCCUAGAGAAUAUUUAUCAUAUUUGCCCCUCACUGCUGCUUCAAAUGGCAAUCGUCUUCAGUCUACAGUAAAGGAAGAAAAUAGGAAUCCAAUAGAGGAAUUGAUGAAUUUGAAGUCUGCAAAGAAAGGCUUGGAAGGAAGGCCUCAGUCAGCUACUGAUACUAGUGAAUCCUUGAUGAGUCAGCUCCAUGAAUCCGAAAAAACCAUUGCAAGCUUGCAAACAGAGCUGGAAACUCUAAAAAAAUCAACACAAAAGAUUGAGAAUCAAAUCGAAAGUCACAAGUUGAUGAAUGAAGAUCUUGACAGACAGCUUACAGUGGCCAGAGUGGAACUAAAUGAGGCACAACAGAAGUUUUCGUCACUAGAAGUGGAGCUGGAUGACAAAAAUAACUGUUGUGAAGAAUUAGAGGCCACAUGUCUUGAACUGCAGCUCCAACUUGAAAGCGUUACAAAGAAGGAAAGCCCAAGCAAUGACCCCAAUCAGGAAGAAAAGCAACUUCGCACUGAUUGGGAGAUUACAGCUGCUUCAGAGAAGUUGGCAGAGUGCCAGGAGACGAUCCUAAACCUUGGAAAGCAGUUGAAGGCAUUGGCUGCACCAAAGGAAGCCGCCCUUUUUGACAAGGUCAUAGCUAGCCCCAUGCACACAGCUUCCACCACCCCCACCACAGCUACAACGCCAACCCCACCCAAGGAUAAGAUCAUGAACCAGCGCACGUCUUUACUUGAUAAGAUGCUAGCGGAGGAUGAUGAUGCAGCUAAGAAUCUUAAAUCUCCAAAGACCAAAGAAAUAGAUGGAAAUUUCACUAGAAAAAUUAACGGGCCAUUCCAGCCUCCAGAAAAUAUUGUUGUUUUAAAUGGGGUUAGAUACGAGAAUGACAACGUCUCAGCCAGGAGUCUUGCUAUUGUGGCUAGCAAAAAACGGGGAGGUGGGAGUUUAUGGAGAAAGCUGUUGUGGAGAAAGAAGAAAGGUACCAGCAAGAAAGCGCCUCUCCUAUUUGUCCCGUGACAAACAUCUUAGUAGUAAUAAUAAAGUGAUGGCAAGCUUGUUGCUCAGGUUCCAUUUUUUUCACCAAUGUUGUUGUUUGGUUUGUUGUGGGCAAAGUGGGAGAUAAUAAGUCUUGGCUUUUACCAGUCAUAUGAGAGAGAGAGAGAGAGAGAGAGAGAGGGGGGGGGGGUGGAGAUUUGAUGCUGUGUUUGUUAAUGCUGUAUAUAGAACUGAUGCCCUGACAAUUAUAGAGGUUACAGCGCAGUGAAGAUGCUCCUAAAGGUGAAAACUUUUUACUUGA
This is a messenger RNA of Juglans microcarpa x Juglans regia, 3979 nucleotides long. Its product is annotated as filament-like plant protein 7. NCBI's taxonomy places the organism in Eukaryota, Viridiplantae, Streptophyta, Magnoliopsida, Fagales, Juglandaceae. The coding region runs from base 418 to 3699 and encodes 1093 amino acids. The transcript has 7 exons. The record is from RefSeq and is a predicted model, not a curated record.